Molecule: messenger RNA, 1479 nt
Organism: Lodderomyces pseudojiufengensis
Lineage: Eukaryota; Fungi; Ascomycota; Pichiomycetes; Serinales; Debaryomycetaceae
Gene: EMP46
Product: Emp46p
Exons: 1
Coding region: 1-1479 (492 amino acids)
Biological process (GO): Golgi organization; endoplasmic reticulum to Golgi vesicle-mediated transport; endoplasmic reticulum organization
Cellular component (GO): endoplasmic reticulum membrane; endoplasmic reticulum-Golgi intermediate compartment; COPII-coated ER to Golgi transport vesicle
Molecular function (GO): D-mannose binding
Source: RefSeq, a predicted model, not a curated record
AUGAAAUUCAUUUUCUAUUUGCUAGUAAACUUGGCGCUAGCCAUUGCAUAUAUACCGGAUAUAAAUAUAGAUCAGCAUCAACAACAACAGCAACAACAACAACAGCUAAAUACAAAACCUACGUCUGAAAUUAUUGAUGAAUUAUCAUUAAAUAACUUACUACAAAUCAAUUACAAGUCUGAUAUAAGUACAUAUCAAUUAUCAAAUGGCAUAAAAUUUGAUUCAGGAAGACUAUUAUUUUCGAAAUUAGAUUCAAUGUGGUCAAACCUCAAUUUACCAACUUCAAAUGAAUUUACAAUUGAAAUAGUAUUCAGAUCAACUGGAAAGUCUCAAGAUAUUCGAUUCAGUGAUAACAACUUAGCGAUCUGGAUUUAUGAUGAUUCUAUAUCUACUAUUGGAUCUAAGAAUUUCGAUGGGUUUAAAUUCUUAAUCAAUAAUAAUCAACAACAAGGUUUAAAAAUUUUUAAUAAUGAUGGAAGUGAUGCGGAAAAAUUCAAUUUAGAUGAGUCAUUAGGAGAUUGUCAAUUCAGAUAUUUGGAAAGUGAUGUACCUUUUACUUUAAGAAUUUCAUAUAGUAAUCUUAAAAAUUGGUUUAAAAUUCAAGUAGAUAAUAAUCUAUGUUUUAAAACUAAUCAUGUGAAAAUACCAGUUGGAAAUUAUAAGUUAGGAUUAACUAGUUUUAUAAAUUCUCAAUCAAAUGAAGAAUUCGAAAUCUUAGGACUUAAAGUAUGGGAUAAGGUAAUUGAAGACGCAAUAGAUGAUCACGGAAUAAUGAUUGAUGGAGAAUUGAAAGUUGAUACAAUUACUAAAGUUGUUGAUACACCAAAGGAUGAUCAUGUUAGACCGAAUGUCGUUAGGGAAUCUUUAAUGGAGAGGGCAAGAAAACAUAGAGAGGAAAUGCUUAUGAUGGAACAGCAGAUGAACCAAAACAAUGAAAUCAAAAAUCAACCUGAUUUAUCAAUUGUACUUGAUAGAUUAAAUGAUUUAGAAUUUUCAAUAGCAGAUUUAUCAAAAAUUGUUGGAUCUAACGGAAUUUCAUCAUCUAGUUCAUCUUCAAACUCUCCAUCAUCACAAGAAAUUUCUGAAUUAAAAGAAUUAAUUCAACAAUCUCAAUCAGUUGUAAAUAAUUUACAAAAUAUAAUAGCAAAACAAUAUAUUGAAUUAUUAGAUUCAGUAUCACAAUUAAAUCAAAAAUUAAUAGGUGAAGUAAGAGAACAACAUUUUGGUAUGGAAGAAAUUUCAAAAAAAGUAGAUUUAUUAAUGAAUGAACAUAAAGAAGUUAAAUAUCAAUAUCAAAAACAAAAAAUUGAAGAAGAAUCAUUGAAUUCAAAUGAUAAACCAAGAAUAUCAAAUAAUGAUGGAGUUAUAUUUGAUAAAAUUAUUAAAUGGAUUUUAAUUCCUUUAAUUAUUGUAUUAUUGGCUUUAGUAGUCUUUGUAUAUAGACUUAGACAUGAUAUAAAACAUUCUAAAUUACUUUAG